Xiphophorus couchianus (Monterrey platyfish) is the source of this 3579-nucleotide messenger RNA. RefSeq names its product glucosidase, beta (bile acid) 2 (gene gba2). Gene Ontology annotation, molecular function: beta-glucosidase activity; glucosylceramidase activity. Gene Ontology annotation, cellular component: membrane. Gene Ontology annotation, biological process: central nervous system development; carbohydrate metabolic process; glucosylceramide catabolic process. The transcript is spliced from 17 exons. Bases 1 to 2583 code for a protein of 860 amino acids. The record is from RefSeq and is a predicted model, not a curated record. NCBI's taxonomy places the organism in Eukaryota, Metazoa, Chordata, Actinopteri, Cyprinodontiformes, Poeciliidae.
AUGACCUCGGAGUGGGGCGAGAAGUCCACAGCGGACCUCAUGAGCAGAUACGUCUCUAAGGAAAUGGGACAAGGGGUGCCCAAAGAGGGGUGGCGGAUCUGUCUGGCGCACGAAUUCAAGGAGAAGAGGAAGCCCUUUCAGGCCAAAGAUGUCUCACUGUCCAAUGUUAUGGAUCACAUCGGCCUGGGAAUCAGGUAUCUCAAAUGGUGGUACAAGAAGACUCAAGUGGAGAAGAAGGCUCCAUUCAUCGAUAUGUUUCGAGCUCUGCCUCUACGGCAAAUAUAUGGUGCUCCUCUCGGCGGUAUCGGAGGCGGCACCAUUACGAGAGGUUGGAGGGGGGAGUUCUGCAGAUGGCAACUAAACCCUGGGAUGUACCACUACAAAACCGUCAUAGCCAACCAGUUCACUGUGUGUUUGCGCCGCGGAGGACAAACGGUUUACCAGCAGGUUCUGUCCGUGGAGCGUCCGCCCACGCUGCAAGGCUGGAACUGGGGCUACUGCGGAGAGUACGCCUUCUAUCACGCCUUGUACCCCCGCGCCUGGACCGUGUACCAGCUGCCGGGUCAGAACGUCACCCUCACCUGUCGGCAGAUAUCACCCGUCAUCCCUCAUGACUACCAGGACUCGAGUCUCCCAGCGGCAGUAUUUGUGUGGGACAUAGAGAACAAGAAUGACUACGCUCUGGAUGUCUCCAUCAUGUUUACAAUGGUCAACGGGUCGGGACACAAGGACGACAAGAGCGGCGGCCACUGGAAUGAGCCGUUCCACCUGGAGAAGGACGGGGAGGCGGUGUCCGGAGUCCUGCUGCACCACUGCACCGCAGCGAACCCCUACACCCUGUGCAUCGCAGCGCGAGAGCAGGCUGACAGGGAGGUGAGCCAUCAGACGGCCUUCAGUCCAAAAGGAACCUGCAGCGGUCUGUGGAGCGACUUGAUCACUGACGGACGACUGGACUCCCCCACAGGGUCCAGCCCACCAACCCAGAAGGGAGAGAAGGUAGCAGCUGCGUUGGCGGUGAGCUGCUCGGUGCCGGCUCAUAAGCUCAACAGCCUGGAGUUCUGCCUGGCCUGGGACAUGCCCAGAAUCACCUUCGGGUCCAGGGAGAGGGAACACGUCAGGAGAUAUGCUCGUUACUUUGGGGAUAAAGGGGAUGCAUCUCCGUCCCUCAGCCAUUAUGCACUGACACACUACAAACAAUGGGAGAAAUCCAUUGAGGAGUGGCAGAGACCCAUAUUACGGGACAGUUCUCUUCCGCCUUGGUACAAGUCCGCUCUGUUUAACGAGCUGUACUUCGUGGCGGACGGAGGAACCGUGUGGACGGAGCUUUCGGAGGACGUUGAUGUCAGCGGCGGCGUGCGCAGUGAGGACGGCGGUCUGCCAGCUCAGCCUGCUCUCGUCAAGGAGUACGGCCGAUUUGCUUACCUAGAAGGUCAAGAAUACAGAAUGUAUAACACGUACGACGUGCACUUCUAUGCCUCCUUCGCACUUAUCAUGCUGUGGCCCAAGCUAGCCUUGAGUGUGCAAUAUGAUAUUGCUGGCACCGUGGUUCAGCAGGAUCCAACAGAGAGGCUGCAUCUGAUGAACGGCCGUUACUCUCCUGUCAAGACAAAAAACGUGGUGCCUCAUGACAUAGGAGACCCAGAUGAUGAGCCUUGGCAGAGGUUAAACGCUUACCUCAUCCACGACACUGCAGACUGGAAGGACCUGAACCUGAAGUUUGUCCUGCAGGUCUACAGGGACUUUCAUCUGACCCAGGACAGUCAGUACCUGCAGGACAUGUGGCCCAUCUGCCAGGCUGUGAUGGAGUCUGAGUUGAAGUUUGACCAGGAUGGAGACGGCCUGAUAGAAAACUCGGGAUAUGCAGAUCAGACGUAUGAUGGCUGGACUGUGACUGGAGCGAGUGCGUACUGUGGUGGGAUGUGGCUGGCGUCCCUGUGUGUGAUGUGUAAAAUGGCCAGACUGGUGGACAGUGAAGAGGCUUACCAGCGUUACAAGGACCUCCUGGAGAGAGGCAGUGCAGCCUUUGAUAAACUCUUAUGGAACGGAAAGUAUUACAAUUAUGACAGCAGCGGGAGGGCGCUUUCUAACAGCGUCAUGUCUGACCAGUGUGCCGGACACUGGUUCCUCAGAGCAUCUGGGCUGGAAGAAGAAGCCUAUCAGGCAUUUCCCAAAGAAAAGAUCCGGCGCGCACUGAAAUCUGUCUUUGAUUUGAAUGUAAUGAGCUUCUCUGAAGGCCACAUGGGCGCCGUUAAUGGCAUGCGUCCUGAGGGAGUGCCCGACCGCUCCAGUGUCCAGUCAGAUGAGGUCUGGAUCGGAGUUGUGUACGGGCUGGCAGCUACUAUGAUUCAUGAGGGUAUGUUGGAGGAAGGUAUGCGGACUGCAGAGGGUUGCUACCGAACAGUAUGGGAGCAGCUGGGAAUGGCCUUCCAGACUCCUGAAGCUUACUGCGAGAGGAGCAUCUACCGCUCUCUGGCCUACAUGAGGCCUCUUAGUGUUUGGGCCAUGCAGCUCGCUCUGGACAGGUCCCAGAGGGACAACCCUGUUCGAGCUAAAACCGGAGACACCGACGAGAUCGAAACCUGAUGUAUUACCUACAAUAGAAACACAAAACGGCGAUUCUCAACUAAAUUAACUGGGAAUCCCUUUCUCUUUAGCUUGAUUGGUUCAAUGGUUCAUUGUCUAAAUCAGACACUGUUGUAAUUAAACAAUCGUAUGCUAAAGGACUUUUCUGAUGGCACUGCAAGUUGUCUUACACUUUGUGUGGUCGGGCAUUUCCAAAACCAAGUCUCCAUGUAAUGCAAGUUAACAAUGCCAUCUUUUGUUUCAGCAACAUGUUGUCACAUUGUGCACAUGUACAUAUGCAAGCACUACAUUAGAUAAUAUGCCAAUAGUAUUUGCACAUUUGCAACAUGUCUGUAUGUAUUGUCAACUUUUGUUCUUACUCCAGUCCAGUUAAAAUGCUGUUAAGCAGUGAAAUGUGUGACGAGUGGUAUUUAAAUGUAUGGAAAACAAUAUUACCUUUUAUUAAUUAUUAAAUAGAAUUGAGUGCCUUUGAGCACUACAUAUAUGUAUACUGUUUAAGCAUUCAGUAUACAUAUGUUGCAGCAACUUGUUGUUUUUUUUCUAAAUGAUAGUCAUGACAAUCACUAAGAAUAAAGGACUGAAAUUUAACACGUUUUUUUUUAUUUUUAUGAAUUUAUACAUGCAAGUACCAGGCAACAAGGUGGUUUGAGCUGCUAACUUUCUCAGAUAUUUAAUCCUUUAAACAUAGCAAUCUUAAGUUAUGUUACAUUAUUAUACUGGCCAUAAACUGAACUUUGUCAGAUAUGCACAUCCUGCAACAGCAAUAAGAUAUACAGAUGCUGGAGGAAAGUCCAAAUCAUCCUGCCUUUAGGGAUGGAGAAAAGGAAGAUUAGGGGACAAACAAAGUGAUUUCACAGUUCUGAGUUCAAUCCCAGGCGUGGAAAUACUAUGCUGCAAUAGAACAUUUCCUGAACAAUAAUUGAGGGAAAUGAUUUGUCAGUUCUUUCAAAAACAUUUUUAACUGGAUUUUGAAAAUGAAAAGUCAACUUUAAAUUA